Molecule: messenger RNA, 1299 nt
Organism: Symbiodinium pilosum
Lineage: Eukaryota; Dinophyceae; Suessiales; Symbiodiniaceae
Source: the annotation of a GenBank genome assembly
AUGCUCGGGAAGAGGAGGAAAGAGGCCAAGGCCCCGAAAGAUGCGGGCAAACCCAAGUGGAAGGAAGAGCUGGCAGAUGAUGAAAGUGGUGAAGUAACUGCACAGGAUAUGGAAGAUUGGCGCCAGCGUGAGGAGCUGGAGCGAGCAGCGCGAGAGGCACGCGAAGCUAAAGAAGCAGAAGAAAGGAAAAGGCGUGAAGCUGAGCAAGCUGAGCGAGCUGCAGCCAAGGAGCGCGAAAAGGUUGCAAGCCAGUCAAGACAGUCAAGAUCUUCCAGGUCAUCCAGUAGAUCCCGGUCCCGAUCCCGGCGGCGUCGCCGAUCAUCCUCGUCAUCAUGCACGAGCUCUAGAGGUCGACGGAAAACUGGAUGGGAUGUGACCGAUGACAGCCUUGUGGCGCAAGCUGGACCGCAAAUUGCAGAAGUGGCUCAGAUUGCCAAGGUGGUGGAGGCAAAGGCAAGGACACCCGUCAUUCCUCCGCCACCACCAAUUCCAUGCCCAUGUGGGGACACCAGCCUGCAACCGCCACAAGCACCUGCACUUGCCCACACAGCGAUUCUCCAGAAACACGUGCAGCCACCACCGCCCCCUCCACCACCUGCAAAUUUUAACGGAGCAUUGCUGAAUGCGCCGGUAUGUGGCCAAAUGUGGGAACAAGUGCCCCUGUGUCACCAGGACCUACCGCAGUUGUCGCACUCUCAGCUGCACUUGUCGGCUGGGCAACAUCAGCAGAUGGCAAGCUCCACACCAGUCCACUGGUCUCCACACGUACAACACGUACACUGGCAGCAUCACGUGGAUGGCAAAGGUCAUUGGAAUCAAGUUCAUUCAGCUUGGAGCGCUUGUGGAUGGCCUGGCCAUCCAGCUGCUCCAGCCCACCCAAGCACUUCAGCUCCCUUUCAGGCAUCAGGACUGCCAGGACUGCCAGGCUUGGGAUGGACACCCGAUCGUUGGAACGAGGAAGAGCGCUUCAUAGGCAGGGUGAAGAGAUUCCAAGAUGCUCCUGGAGGCGGUUAUGGGUUCAUCGAUUCUGACGACUGCAAGAUGCGCUUUACCCGCGACAUCUACAUACACCGAAAUCAAAUGGCCGGCCUGCAGAUUGGGGAUGAGGUGAGUUUCACCGUCAGCCUAAGCAACAAGGGUGAGCCUCAAGCAAGGAACGUGAUGAAACGGGAGGAUGCGCUGUUGUUGCGAGCAGGGCAAGCAGGCGUUCUUCACAGCAUUGAUGCGAGGGACGCGGCCAGCUUGAUGGACGAAAACCAGGCAAGGCAGUUCCAAGCAGCUUUGCGUGGCAGCCCCUAA